AUGACGGUAGACAUAUUUGAUGAACCAGAUGUGCAUUGCAAACCAAAUGCAUUAGUCGGUAAUUUUGGAUGGUUCCUACAAGGCCUUUUGGCUACAUUGGCAUUCCUCUGUUUAAUAAUAAAGCGAUUUUGUGAACCAAAAUAUGAUCGACGACCCUGGAAAGUAUGGUUUUUUGAUACUUCUAAACAAGGAAUGGGGUCUUUGCUUAUGCAUUCAGCAAAUUUAGUUUUGGCUGGUCAAAUUCAAGGUGAUCCAUGCACAUGGUAUAUGAUUCAUUUUUUAAUGGAUUCGUCACUUGGUCUUUUAUUGAUAUUUUUUGGUAUAAGAUUUUCACAACAUGUAGCAAGAGUAAAAAAUUGGGAAUCUUUUAACUUCGGAGAAUAUGGAAAACCAGAGUCAAUUAGAAUCUGGUUUAUUCAGUGUGGCUUAUAUUUGUCACUUUUAUGCUGUGUUAAAAUUGUUAUUACAUUGUUGAUUUCAUUAGAUAUCUGGCGAGUUAUCACAAAAUUUAUCAUGUCACCAUUUACUGACCCUAGAACAGAAUUAACUAUAGUCAUGCUUAUUAUACCUCUGUUUAUAAAUGCUCUUAUGUUUUGGGUGACUGAUGACAUUUUGAUGCAUAGAAGUCGUCAUCGAGUUGGUUUAUUGCGACGUAUAAAAAUACAAUACCAUAAAGUUCAGCAAAGUGGUAGACUUGAAGAUUCACCUAUUUCUGAUGAAGAUGAAUUGCUCAAUCUAGAUGAAACAUCAACAAUUCUACGAUCUAGUGGAGUUCAGGGUUUUUAA
Messenger RNA from Macrosiphum euphorbiae (potato aphid), 786 nucleotides. Lineage: Eukaryota; Metazoa; Arthropoda; Insecta; Hemiptera; Aphididae. The record is from the annotation of a GenBank genome assembly.